CAGGGCAGGGCCGGGCCGGGCCACCUCAACGAGGACAACGGGCGGUUCCUGCUGCUGGCCGCCCUCAUCGCGGCGUACCUGAGCGCCGGCGCCACCGUCUUCUCGGUCCUCGAGAGCCCGUCGGAGGCGGCGGCGCAGCUCCGCUGGAACCGGACCCUCCACAACUUCAGCCGCAUCUUCAACAUCAGCCUGCCGGAGCUGCGCGCCUUCCUGCGGAGCUACGAGGCGGCCAUGGCCGCGGGCAUCCGCGUCGACGCCCUGCGGCCCCGCUGGGACUUCCCCGGCGCCUUCUACUUCGUGGGCACCGUCGUCUCCACCAUAGGUUUUGGAAUGACCACACCAGCAACCGUGGCUGGAAAAGUAUUCCUCAUCAUUUAUGGCCUUUUUGGGUGUGCCGGGACUAUCCUCUUCUUCAACCUCUUCUUGGAGCGCAUCAUCUCCCUCCUGGCAUUUAUCAUGAAGGCGUGCUACGAGAGACAGCUGCGAAGAAGUGGUCUCCUACCUCCCAACUUCCGAAGGGGGCCAGCGGUGUCUGGGGUGGGCAGCCUUGUGGGCUGGAAGCCGUCUGUUUACCACGUGAUGCUGAUCCUGGGAAUUUUUGCUAUUGCCCUUUCCUGCUGCGCCUCCGCCAUGUACACGGCAGUGGAAGGGUGGAACUACAUUGACUCCUUGUAUUAUUGCUUUGUCACCUUCAGCACCAUUGGCUUUGGAGAUUUGGUAAGCAGCCAAAAGGCUGUGUACCAACAUCAGGGAUUAUACAGAUUCGGGAACUUCAUGUUUAUAUUAAUGGGGGUAUGUUGCAUAUACUCCCUUUUUAACGUCAUCUCAAUUGUAAUCAAACAAAUUUUGAACUGGGUGUUGAAAAAAUUCGAAUGCAGAUGUUGCCCAAAGUGCCAUAAAUCCAGUACCCGCCUCAGCCGUCGCAACGCCAUCACCCCAGGAGCCCGCCUGCGCCGCCACAACGUCGCCGUGGACACUGACGGACAGUACGACAGUGACACCGAGGGCAGGAGGCUCUCUGGAGAGAUGAUCUCCAUGAGGGAGCUCACAGCCUCCAGUAAAGUCUCCCUGGCCAUUUUGCAGAAGCAGUUGUCCGAGACAGCCAAUGGCUACCCGAGGAAUGUCUGUAUCAAUACGAGACAGAACGGUUUCUCUGCGGGGGUGGGGGCUCUGGCCAUCAUGAACAACCGCUUGGCAGAAACAAGUGAUUCUAGGUAG
Pseudopodoces humilis (Tibetan ground-tit) is the source of this 1218-nucleotide messenger RNA. It is a transcript of the gene KCNK12, whose product is annotated as potassium two pore domain channel subfamily K member 12. The record is from RefSeq and is a predicted model, not a curated record. Gene Ontology annotation, cellular component: plasma membrane. Gene Ontology annotation, molecular function: outward rectifier potassium channel activity; potassium ion leak channel activity. Gene Ontology annotation, biological process: stabilization of membrane potential; potassium ion transmembrane transport. NCBI's taxonomy places the organism in Eukaryota, Metazoa, Chordata, Aves, Passeriformes, Paridae.